This is a messenger RNA of Procambarus clarkii (red swamp crayfish), 1990 nucleotides long. RefSeq names its product dentin sialophosphoprotein. NCBI's taxonomy places the organism in Eukaryota, Metazoa, Arthropoda, Malacostraca, Decapoda, Cambaridae. The record is from RefSeq and is a predicted model, not a curated record.
GCUUAAAAAGUCCUUAUCUGGGCGUGAAGAUAUUAUCGGGCAGUAGCUUGGAGUCCCCCGGCGGACACGCACACACACACCCUCGCUAAAAUCCCUUACUCUACACCCUUCGCAAUUCCAGGAUCAUGGCGGACGGUGCUCACAGGGCCCUCACAGAGACCUCAAAUAAGAUAUGGCUGGAGGACAUGCUCAAGUCCAUGAACCUUGUGGCUAUGGACGCCAAGCACGACCAGUUAUCCAUCGACUUGCUGAUAAUAAUUAACUCGUGCAUCGCCAUCUUCAUCGUCGUCAACAUGGGCAUCUUCCUCAUCUUUCUUCUGCAACAGAAGGAGAUGCAAGACGCAAUGUUGACUAGGGGUAAAAAGCGACGGAUGAUGGCGAAGAAGGAGGCGGCUUACAUGUACUUGAAACCCAGCAAGUUUUGCCAGACAAUCUUCCCUGAGCCGCUCUACGCCACACCGCCAGACAGCCACUACUCCAAGAUCUCCAGCGACUAUGCCUUCUACGAGAACGCCGACUUCCUGGAACAGCAGCAACAGGCUACGCCUCACAGCAUGGCUCCCGUCUCCUCCAGACUGACACCCGGCAAAUCGUUGGGUGCUUCAGACUCGUCCAACUUGUGGCUGAGGGUCCGCAGCACGCUCACUGGGAACUACUCCGACUACCGCGACACCGCCAGCAGCCAGCCUAACAGCAGCAGAGCUACCAGUGACAGCAAACACCUUGACGACAACAGGAGCAGCGGCAGACAACCUCCCAGCAGGAGUGACAGCAAUCCGGCUGUCAGCAGCAACCGUUGUGACUGUGAUAAUUACAUCAAUAGUAGUAGUAGUAGCCCCAACAACCGCAGCACUGACAACCACAGCAGUGACAACCGCAGUAGUGACAACCGCGGCAGUGACAACCGCAGCAGUGACAACCGCAGCUGUGAAAACCGCAGCGGUGAACACCGCAGCAGUGACAACCGCAGCAGUGACAACCGCAGCUGUGAAAACCGCAGCGGUGAACACCGCAGCAGUGACAACCGCAGCAGUGACAACCGCAGCAGUGACAACCACAGCAGUGACAACCACAGCAGUGAACACCGCAGCAGUGACAAUGACUACGUCAAUGCCUGAGUUUUUUUUACCUGCAUAUAUCGUCUUCUCUCUCGCUUUCCCAAUUUAUCAUCCACUUACAUUCCUCGGAAAAGCAACGGGUUUGCUUCUAGCAUUCCGGAGUUCGAUCCCCCGAGAUGUGUGUGUAUAGAUAAAUAGGCCGAUGGAUAAGUAGACAGAUGAACAGGUGGGAAGACAUGACGGUAAGUUAAUAAUCACAGAUAUACCUACAUGUAGUAUAAUGAAAUAUUCUUAGUCAUAGCUUGAUAUACCUUCAUGUAGGUGCCUCAGGGUAAGGCAAAUACCCGGAGCUAAAUUAAGUCCCAAUUUUAUUAUAUUAUUUCAACAUACAGAGGGAAAAUGAACAGUAAAUUAGAUUCUUAGAGCAUUGAGGAUAUAAUGGUUCAACCCGAUUAAACUUAUACUAAACUUAAUGUUGAAACUGUUUACUGACUGUUUCUCUGGCCAGUUAAUUCUCUCACCAGUUGUUCAACUCGCUAUCAAUAUUCCUCUCCAGAGAUGCAUAACCUUCAAAAGGUUAUGAAACAUCUGUUGAACACAACACGUUAUCACAUUCACAGAUUCCAGAAGUGCAAUUGAAACUCUUGCUACAAGAACACUUGCGUGUCAACAUCCAUCUGACCGGAAAUGUUGCAGCACUGAAGGAAACAUUUACAGGUGAAGGUCAUUGAAUAGGCUUAUAGGUUUCAAAAGAAGCUACGAAACGUCAGCAUUGAGGAGAAAUGGUAUUUCGAUCUCACUACCGGCUGGUUGAUACCUGGUUGAUACCUGUUUUUUUUCAGGGAUAUUCCUGCACGGGCCCUAAGCCUCUGGCUGGCCCACUGGGCGGGCCCUAAGCCUCUGGCUGACCCACUGGGCGGGCCCUAAGCCUC